AUGGAUGAGGCUGUAGCAGAAGCAGAAAAAAGUGAUGUUGAACAAACAUUUCCUUUAUUGAGGCAAAGAAAGCCGAAGCGCCAGUUUUCAUAUGAAAGUAUAGAUGAAUCAGUUUUGGAUCCGAAUCAAAAAUUCAAGAUAAGUUUUUAUUUCACAAUUUUGGACACAACCAUUCAGUCUUUACAAAGGCGCUCCGAGGGAAUAGAGAAGUGUAAUGAUUUAUUUGUUUUUUUGGGUGAUCUCCGGAAUCUGGUGUCUGAUUUCCUGUUCAAAUACAGAAUUAAAGGUUUCGUCAAAAAAAAAGGUGACUCACAUUUAGUCCUCAAAGAUCUUGUAGGAAAGGGUAUUGUGGUAGUAAUCUGGUCUGUAUUUACAGAUAAACAUUGCAAUUGCAGUUACUGUAUGGUGAUCAGGAAUUGGAACCUCUUCGACGAUAGACAACCUGCCAUCAUGUCAACAUUAAACUCGUUGGAGCCUUUUGACUGCGAUGGACAAGUUUGCUCGGUAGCUGUCAGAUGGCAAAAGUGGAAAAGAGCACUAGAAGUGUAUCUAGAAGCAGCUAACAUCGACAGCCCCGCUAAGAAGAGAGCAAAUUUGCUACACAUCGGUGGGCUAGGGUUACAAGAAAUAUAUUACAACCUACCUGGAGCUCAUAUUUCUGAACAAACCGAAGACGUUGAAAAUCCAGUGAAUGUCUACGAGAUAGCUAUAAGAAAGCUAGAUGAAUAUUUCGCACCAAAACAAAGCAAGGUGUACGAAAGACAUGUUUUUCGGCUAAUAAAACAGGAGAUGGAUGAAAAGUUCGAAAAAUUCCUUGUGCGGCUGAGAAAUCAGACAGAGAAAUGCGUAUUUAGCAACACCGAAGAAAACAUUAUAGACCAAAUCGUUGAAAAAUGCAGCUCAUCUGACCUUCGGAAGAAAAUAUUAACAAUUGGAGACUCCAUCUCAUUAGAAAACAUUGUUGCUGAAGCAAAUGCAUUGGAAGCAGUAUCAAGACAAAUGGAAGAAUUUGCUGAAAAGAAAACAGGCAUUGAAGUGAACCAAAUAAACAAUAAUACUAAACAAAAAUUUAGAGCCUCAGAGAUAAAAUCAUGUUUUCGUUGUGGCUCAAAAGGCCACAUAUCUUUUAACUGUCCAGCAAGAGAGAAAAUUUGCAAGAAAUGCGGCUACAAAGGACACGUCAGCAAUCAGUGCAGAACUAAGCCGGGGAAAAGAAGAACACACUAUGAGAGCACAACGGUCAAGAAAUCAAGAUACAGAGAGCCAGACAAGGACGACGACGAUCACAAUACAAACUAUGUGUUCCACAUUGACAAUGAUUGUGACAUAUUAUGUAUGAUUGGAGGUAUACCAGUUCAGAUGGUAAUCGAUUCUGGUAGCAAGUGUAACAUAUUAAAUGACGAAACAUGGACGUACCUAAAGAAUUCGCAGGUAUCGGUGUCAAAUCAAAUAAAACGACCCAAGAAAAUUCUCAUGGCUUAUGCUAGCAAAGAACCCUUAACUAUUCUUGGGUGUUUUGAUGCUGAGAUUAAGGUAAGCGAGUUUGUAACUCGGACGACUUUUUACGUAGUACAAAAUGGUACGAGAAACCUUUUAGGAAAAGAUACAGCGAAGUCUUUAGGUGUCCUACGGAUUGGAAUUUCUGCUCAAUCAGAGGUUAAUGCCAUAUCUGCUUUUCCCAAGUUUAAAAAUGUUGUAGUCGAUAUUCCCAUUGAUCAGAGCAUAAAACCAGUGAUUCAGCCAUAUCGCAGGAUACCAAUCCCCCUUGAAACCAGAGUGCUUAAAAAAAUUGAGGAAAUGGUAAAUUCAGACAUAAUUGAACCAGUAGAUGGCCCUUCCAGAUGGGUAUCACCUAUGGUACCUAUUCUAAAACCAGAUGGGGAAGUUAGACUUUGUAUCGAUAUGAGAAGAGCAAAUAUGGCGAUACUAAGAGAAAAUCAUCCAUUACCAACAAUGGAUCAGAUGAUGCCAAACUUCAGAAAAGCAAGACUUUUUUCAAGGCUGGACGUAAAAAGUGCUUUCCAUCAAAUCGAAAUUAGCGAAGCAUCGAGACCUAUUACUACAUUUAUAUCCAGCAAGGGUCUUUUCAGAUAUAAGCGUUUAAUGUUUGGUAAAAGCAAUAUUGCCGAUCCCCUCUCCAGGCUUUGUAAAUUAGCACCAAAAGAAAAUUCUUUUGAUGAGGGGGAGCAUAUCCAUCAAAUUGUAGAAUAUUCACGACCCAUGGCAUUAUCAUUAUCACAAAUCAAAGAAAAAUCCAACACCGACGAAGAAAUUCGGAAGGUUUACAAAAUGAUUUACUCAAACGAAUUCGAUGAAAAAACGAAACCCUUCCAAGCAUUCAUACCAGAGUUGUGUUUCUAUGACAACAUCCUUCUGAGAGGAACCAGAAUAGUGAUUCCUGCUGAUUUAAGACUUGCAGUUCUUCAAGCAGCCCACGAAGGCCAUCCGGAAUAG
Molecule: messenger RNA, 2454 nt
Organism: Acanthoscelides obtectus
Lineage: Eukaryota; Metazoa; Arthropoda; Insecta; Coleoptera; Chrysomelidae
Source: the annotation of a GenBank genome assembly